AUGAAAUUCAAGAGAGGAGACGAAAUCGAAGUGAGCAGCGGAGAGCAGGGUUACCUGGGCUCUUAUUAUGAAGCAAUAGUGUCCAGGAAGAUUAGCAAUACUAUGUAUAUUGUGGAGUAUAAGAAUUUGAUCAAAGAUGACGGGUCAGGACCUUUGAGAGAGAUUAUCAACAUCAAUGAGAUUAGGCCUAGGCCGCCGAUUGUUCCUUUCCCAGCUGAAGAUUUAUCUACAGGCGAUAAAGUUGACUCCUAUGACAAUGACGGUUGGUGGAGUGGAACUAUCUGCGAAAAGAAAGAGUCUGGAUAUGUUGUGCAUUUUCACACCACUGGAGAGACCAUCACUUUUCCCGAUACUGAGAAGUUAAGGAUCCAUCUGGAUUGGGUUGAUGAAAAAUGGGUCUCUACCAAGUUUGG
This is a messenger RNA of Carica papaya (papaya), 413 nucleotides long. NCBI's taxonomy places the organism in Eukaryota, Viridiplantae, Streptophyta, Magnoliopsida, Brassicales, Caricaceae. The record is from RefSeq and is a predicted model, not a curated record.